Iphiclides podalirius (scarce swallowtail) is the source of this 237-nucleotide messenger RNA. The record is from the annotation of a GenBank genome assembly. Lineage: Eukaryota; Metazoa; Arthropoda; Insecta; Lepidoptera; Papilionidae.
AUGUCCGGUAACGCGACGCCAGCUGACAAACAAACCGGUGCAGUGGCGGCGCACCGACCGCGAGGGAAAGAUGUGGCGGCGGAGAAAAACGGUCUCGAAUUCGAAAAAAGAAGCGGGGGGCGCGGGAAAAAAAGGCGACAAAACGGCGCGAAAAGCCGUGCGUGGAGCGAGCGACGGUCCGGCCAAUCCGUCACGCGACCGCUCCGUCCACACACGCACGUGAGAAACUUCGGGCCG